CUGUGAAUGAAUGGCAUUGUUUGCUUGGCCAUGCCUCCUCUGCUGCUCGCUCUUUUUCAUACCCACUGGCUCAACCUCAACACACAGCAUCUGUGCUCGGCACCGCACGACGCUCCCUCCAUGACCUCGGAGGAAUAAGCGGUCGCAUUGUUCACGCAAGAGCUUUAUGAUUAACAUUUUCAGAGUUUUCCCUCUCAGCAUUUUUGUUUCCCCCCUUCCACUUUGUUUAAACUGGGCCUUGGUUGUUUUCUCAUAUCUUGGCAGCCAUGUUUCAUCAUCUGUGUGUGUGUGUGUGUGAGAAAGAGAGGGAGAGAGAAGACCCGACAUGAAUUGAAAAGAAUUGAACAAAUAUUUGUAUUGUAAGCCUCCUAGUGUUACACUCGUCAAUCAGCAGCGUAGGGUUUUAGCGAGAGUGAAAUGGAGACGAGUGUUCUUGGGUUAACAGCUUCUGCUCUCCAGAAGUCUCCAGCAGGCAGCCGAGUGGACACCUGUCAGUGGGGCAAAAGGGCACUGCUGUUCAGUUUUACUGCUGUGUGUGAGCCUCAUGUUUGCGUACGAAGAACAUUUUGCGACUAGAUAUAUCCGUGAAUUCUCAGUGUUUUUAUUAUUGCGUAAUUUAUGUUUGAAAGGCGCCUUGUUCAUAGCCACGAUCAUAGCGUUCCCUUCAUUAUUACAAGAGGAUGGGUCUCUCGAUGGUGUGAAAGCCGUUUAUAUCAACCGAAAUGGUUUCUACGCUGCUGAAAAAAGAAAAAAAUAUUUUCGUUUUGCAUUCGCCCACCCAUCUUAAACGGGCCCAUGCACCCUCGUCCUCUGGUGGCGCUCCUGGACGGCCGGGACUGCACAGUGGAGAUGCCCAUCCUGAAGGACGUGGCCACCGUGGCCUUUUGUGAUGCUCAGUCCACUCAGGAGAUCCAUGAAAAGGUUCUUAACGAGGCUGUAGCUGCGUUACUGUAUCACACCAUCUCACUGUCACGAGACGACCUCGACAAAUUCAAAGGGCUUCGUGUCAUCGUGAGGAUCGGCAGCGGAUUCGACAACGUGGACGUUAAAGCUGCAGCAGAGCUCGGUAUCGCAGUGUGUAAUGUGCCGGCUGCGUCUGUGGAGGAGACGGCAGACACUUCCAUGUGCUUGAUCCUGAACCUGUACCGCCGGGUCACCUGGAUGCACCAGGCCCUGCGCGAGGGCACUAGAGCAUCCAGCGUUGAGCAAAUCAGAGAGGUAGCAGGAGGAGCCGCUCGCAUUCGAGGGGAGACGCUAGGCAUCAUUGGCCUUGGACGUGUUGGCCAAGCAGUGGCUUUGAGAGCAAAGGCGUUUGGUUUUGGGGUGAUUUUCUACGACCCGUAUUUGCCUGAGGGAGUAGAAAAAUCCCUGGGGCUCCAGCGCAUGGCCACGCUGCAGGAUCUGCUCAUCCACUCAGACUGUGUGUCCCUGCACUGCAGCCUGAAUGAACACAACCACCACCUCAUCAAUGACUUUACUAUCAAACAGAUGCGUCAGGGUGCGUUCCUGGUGAACACUGCACGAGGCGGACUGGUGGAUGAGAAAGCUCUGGCUCAGGCACUGAAAGAGGGCAGAAUACGUGGCGCAGCUCUCGACGUCCACGAGACGGAGCCAUUUAGCUUCUCACAGGGACCUCUAAAGGAUGCCCCUAAUCUGAUCUGCACACCCCACACAUCCUGGUACAGUGAGCAGGCCUCCAUUGAGGCGAGGGAGGAGGCAGCGCGGGAAGUACGCAGAGCCAUCACAGGUCGUAUUCCUGACAGUCUGAAGAACUGUGUGAAUAAGGAGUAUCUGAUGGCAGCUUCCCAGUGGCCCUCUAUCGAGACCGCCUCUGUGCACUCUGAACUCAACGGAGCAGGAUACAGGUUUCCGGCCGGUCUGAUUGGUGUAACCCCGGGAGCUCUGCCUGGUGCGGGGGCAGGAGUAGAGGCCAUGGUGGCAGGCACGCUGCCCCUAGCCCAUCCCCUCGCCCCGGUCUCACACCCACCACACACCCCCUCACCCGGGCAGCCAACCAAGGCAGAGGCUGACAGAGACGUCCCUUCUGACCAAUAGCAUCCCAACACAUUCCAUCGUUGCCCCAGUGAUGCCCUUUCCCCCUUUUUCUAGGGCUGAAUCCAUGCCGAUGCCCUGCUUUUUUGACGUAACACCCGGGUCAACCCAGUCUAACAGAACACACAAGUCCAGACCUGACCCACUCAAAAAAAAACAAAAAAACAUUUCCCCCCAACUUCUCCUUCCCUUCCUUUGUUGUCGUAUCCGUUUAUUUUUCCACCUGUGCAGCAAGCAAUAACUCUUUUUCUCAAGGAUUCAGUAAUUGGGUUGUUUUUUGUUAGUAUUAGAAAACCCCUUUUUAUUUUUUAAUGCCUUUUUUGAAUCUGGACUAGUUGGAGUUUGUUUCUGAGUAGUGUGUCUUCUACUUGCCUUCUGUCUGUCCAGCUGAUUUAGCAUUAUAGUAAAGAACACAUGAACUGUUCUUUUAUUUCAGUCUCCCUCGCAUAUAUUUGUGACCCCUCCCCCUUUUUUCUUUAUUAAAAAAAAAAAAGAAAAAAAAAAAGUAUCGUGUUCACCCUCGAAGCAACGUGGAAAAACUGGCUCAAGUCAAUGAAUUUCUUUCUGACCACAAUUCCAACGGACAGCUAACGGUAGCCACACCUUUCACCGAACAGGAUCGGAACGAUAAGAGAAACGAUGUGUCAUCUGUCCGUGCCUGACAGUAACUCAGUGGCGAUCUUGGACACUUUGGGUUCCACUUCUCCCUUCAUGUUGAGGACAUCGUGUGUGCAUCGUGUCCACCCUCUCCUUCUGAAAGACUGAGGGAGGACAAACUCUCAUUUCCUGUAAAGCUUGUUGGGUAUCUGUUCAGUCAUAUGCUUCACUGUAUCAAUAAUGUAUGGAUAAAUGACAUGUAGGUCUCUGUAAGAGCAUCAUAAAUAUGACCUUUGUGUACAGCUUUUUACUGACGUCUGAUCACUUUUCCACCUCCGCAGAGUGAAAUCUCCUAGACUUUCAGUGUAGAUGUAUGAAAUCUCUAUUUUGUGUGUUGUACAUCUCUGAACUUCACAAUGAUUUAUGAUUCUCUUAUAAAGACCGUGUGAUUGGGAAUAUUCACUAAAGCUGUGUCUUUACACUUUACUUUUGAACUUUAUACAAACCUAGGGGAAAGAAAUGGAAGCACAUUUUCAGGUGUCUUAAGAGGCAGUGUUCGACAUGCAGCUUUUCGCAUUACGUUACGCAUCAUGAUACUUUGCUCCUUUCCUUUUUCAGGUGGGAUUUUGUUAUUAUUAUUAUUAUUAUUAUUAUUAUUAUUAUUUUGGGACUCCUGCUCUCUUCUAAAACAUACACAUAUCCUUCACCUUGAUAUGCCUAGCUCCUUUUGUUUUUUCUUAUCUUUCCAUACUUCCUGGAUGUGCCUCCCUGGGUGGUUCAGCUUUUUCACUAUGACCUUUGGUUCAUGAUUGUGUUUAUCUCCCGUUAGUCCUUCCUUCUGCUCCUGCUCUUCCCAUGACAUCACUGUGUAAGUAAGGAGUCAGGCUGCUCUCACCCUGCCACUGAUGAUAGAUCUCCUAUGUACACACACACACACACACACAUGCUUGCAUAUAUUCAUCUGAAUAGCUCCAUGAGUUUGCAGACAUGCAAUCAUCCUGGGUAGUGUUUAUGUAUUUAUUUUUCCUCCCUUUUUUUUUUUUUUGUACACUGAUUUCUGUAGUAAAGUGAUACAGCCAUUAGGGGUCAGUGACAGUGUGUUUCUGAGUCCAAUCCUAUCUCAGCGUUUUAUUUCAUAGUAUCUGCUCCGCUUCAGCUGUGCGGCAGUCCUUACUCGGAAGUGAUCGGUGCUUUUUGUCAAAUAAGGCGUUGUGCUUUUAGAGAGGGAGGCAGGCUGCAUCACUCCCGUCGGCAGACCGUGUGGCUGACUUCCAAAGAUUCAGAACGGAGCUGUGGCAGACAGGCAGGCAAUCUGUCCCUUUAUCAGUGAGAAGUGCAAACUUCAAGACAACCACACAGAUCUUACCAGUGUUAGCUGUUUAUUUUAUUUUUCUCUUCCUGUUUUCUUAAACCCGACUUUGUACCCAGCACAAGCAGCGCAGUAGGGUUUGGGGUGAGCGUUCGGAUGGAGCCGGUUUGCUGACACACCAGUCGUUUUCCAAAGUUAGGGGUACAAUCAUCCCCUCAAGACGAGUCUCUUGUAUGAAAAGUGUUCUGCGUCAAGGGAAACCCGUUUCUAGUACCUCAGUAACAGAUAUUGAAUGUAUGAUCAACUUCUUUUUCUUUGUACAGCUUCUUUUUAUAGAUUGUACUUUUAAAAACCCAUAUUGUGGAUGUGCGAGAGCUUAUCUAACACAUCUAACAAGGAUAUAUAUGCCCCUCAUUAGAAGUCAAUUUCUGUAGCAUAGGCUAGCAUUUAAAUGUUAUUUUAGAGUUCCAAUCGCAGGCUUUCGUUUUAGAGCUUUCCCCGUCUUUUGGCUCUUUAUGAACGAGCACAAAUUCGCGUCGCCAUUCAUUUAUUGUAGGGAGCGUGUAUGUACCAGUGAGGUGGAAGAUUGGAUUCGGAGUCUCGAAUAAGCUAGGUGAUGGUCCGUAGGUGAAAUAAACUCGAACGGAACAUUUCUUUUUGCAUAGAUGUUCGCUGCGGUGAGGAUUUGGCCUAAUCCUGAUUUGAAAUUGCUGUUUAUUCUUAAAAAAUCCAACAGGACUAAACUAGUUUUUGUCUGUUACCGUUGCAAAUCCUGCCUUUUUUUUUUUUUUUUGUUAUGCUUUUCUCUCGAGUUGGCCCUUGAUUGACUGACUGACUUAUUCUCAUGGAGUAGUGAGUCUGUCAUGUGAGCUUGAACUAUAAGAUGUCAUGCUUUUCUUUAUUUGGUAAUUUGGUGCCCCCCCCCCCAAAAGACUGUCCUUUCCAAAAAUGAUCUUAAUUUUUUUAUUUUUUACUUUUGAUGCAUUUCUGAACGUUUUCUUCAGGCUUGAACAUCAGCAGUGUUUUGUUUUUUUUUGUUUUUUUUUUGCUGUUCUACAUGUAUGGAAACAUUUAAAAAAAAAAAGACCUCCUCUUCCCAGCAUUCACUUUUAAGCGCCGUAGGUUCCAGGAUUUCUUUCAGCCUCUGACUGUAGUAGCCUUAAAUUCAUACAUUUAUUGUGGACUCGGUCACCCACCCUAUCCCCAACCUGUGUUCUCGAUAAAGAGUGGAGAUCGGAGUUAAAAGUUCACGGCUCUGUCCGCUAGCUGUGUGUUUCACAGAGAACUUUUUGGUUUUGAUUUCUCGAGGCGUGAAAUCGGUUCCUCUCUCCCGAAGCCCUUCUCUCAAACCUGGAGUUAUCCCUAAAGCUAGUCUACGCAUAGAUACAUUGGGUCUGGAGCAGUCACUUUCUCUCUCAGGGUUCAAAAUGCACACACACACAUACACACUCUCCAGGAGUCUGUAGGUCACUCCUCUCUGAAACCCCAGCAUCAAGAUCAUUCAGAACCGAACAUACUCCUGACGGUCCCCUUCAAGCUAAGCUGUGCCCCCCCCCCUUUUUUUCCUUAAUUUUUUGUUGCAUAUUUCUCGCACUGACAUCUAACAAUGAAAGAAUGAAUGUUUUAAUUGAACUGUGUGUAACUAUGAACUUGGGAAAUGUAUUUUUACAACAUGUGAACUUUUUAUUCCUUUCUUUCACCACCUUUCUUUUCUUUGUAAAUUUGACCCCCUUUCCCAUCACCAGACUGCAAAAACUACAAAAAGUAGAAAAAAAAAUACUCUUGUAACUAGGCUCUUAAGCUUUACUUUUGCUUUUGUUUUCUUUUUUUUAUAUUAGAAAACAAUCAUGUUUGUGAUGGUAACCUCUGAUGGUAAAUUCCACAAGGUAUUUUAAUAAAAUCCUAAAGAUUAA
Messenger RNA from Hemibagrus wyckioides, 5871 nucleotides. RefSeq names its product C-terminal binding protein 1. Gene Ontology annotation, molecular function: NAD binding; oxidoreductase activity, acting on the CH-OH group of donors, NAD or NADP as acceptor; transcription corepressor activity. Lineage: Eukaryota; Metazoa; Chordata; Actinopteri; Siluriformes; Bagridae. The record is from RefSeq and is a predicted model, not a curated record. The coding region runs from base 796 to 2055 and encodes 419 amino acids. The transcript is spliced from 9 exons.